Molecule: messenger RNA, 1077 nt
Organism: Aspergillus versicolor CBS 583.65
Lineage: Eukaryota; Fungi; Ascomycota; Eurotiomycetes; Eurotiales; Aspergillaceae
Exons: 3
Coding region: 115-987 (290 amino acids)
Molecular function (GO): protein dimerization activity
Source: RefSeq, a predicted model, not a curated record
AUCAACAUGGAGUUCAGUAAUGUUAACAUCCACUGCCCUUGACGCUUUUCGUCAGCGUCAUCAUCAAUUCCAAGCCAAAUCAAUCAUAUCCAUCUCAUCUAUCGGACACAAACAAUGGAGGACAUGGACCCAAACUCAAGCCGCUCCGCGCGGCUCAGCACCGCCGAGCGGAAACGGCUUACAGACCGCAAAGCCCAACGCCAACGACGAGAGCGCAUCAAGACGUACAUUGCCCGUCUGGAACAGACAUUAGAGGAUCUGACCGCGGCAUCGGGGGGCGGCAUGGAGGCCACCCUCCUCAAGCAACUGGAGCAGCAGCGUUCAAAGACAGAGCGGCUCACAAACGUAAUAAACCACAUCCACGAAGUCCUAGAAGAGACGCGCGGCUCGGCAUCACCAACGCCGGAAACACCGCUCUUAACACAGGGUGAAUCAAGCAUAUCUGCUCCCUCUUUACCGCCGUCUAUACCGAGGCGGCUGGUAAACCCACUGGAAGAGAAUAGCAACAAUAACAACAAUAACAACAAUAAUAAUCAUAAUAAUAGACGGGCACCAUUUACUAUCAGCGCAGACCUGGCAACACGGAUCUCACUGCACAGCCAGAACCCGAGUAACAGCGGGACGAGGAAUUAUUUUGAGAUCGUCAACGAGACGAUUGCAAGUGUGUGCAAGGAGCAGAACUCGAUUAUUCCGUCAACGACGGCGGAUGAUGACGACCUGGCGAUCCGGGCGAUCCUGCACGGCUGGGAUUCAGUUAGGGAUGGCGGCCGGACCUUAGAUCGUGUGUGGGGUCUCCUGCAGGCGCUGGAUCAGGGGAUCUUCUCAGAGACGGGGAUGGUUGAGCGCGUGGCGGUUUUGCGACUGAUGCGGUCGAUGAUUAAGUGGAAUCUUUCGCCGAGAGAGCAUACGAUUCCAUCAUUUAUGUUUCCAACAGUGACACAAAGCAUGGUUCCUCAUGCCCCGAUAAUCGAUUUCUUUGCAUGGUAAGCCCGCGCGUGCUCCGGCUUAGCGAAGUAUGCUAAACAGAGCAGGCCAAACUUGAGAGAUCAUCUCAUCGUCUCCGGUAUCACAAACAUC